AUGUCGAAGAAGCUUCAAAAGUUCACUGACCAGAAAAUGAAGGUUCGGAAAUUCUUUCAGUAUUGUCUCUCCAAGCUCAAAAACCCUCGUCCCCAAAUCCACCCUCCUCCUUCCUUUACCCGGAUCCUCUCGGGUUGCAAGCAACCCAAGACUCAUUCCAUUGCGAUCGUCAGAGGAAAUAACGCAGCUACGCUAUCAGACAUCGAUCGCUUCCUCUUCGAGAAUUUCAACUCUCUGUUCCUGCACGAAGAAGAUACUAUUCCAAGUAGUAACAACAUCGCAAACAGAGUUUCUGGAGAAAAUCAAAGAGAUCCAAGAUCAGGAUCCAUGUCGUUCGACUCGACUUUGCUGGAUAUUGUCGGCGACUGCAGCGAGGCUUCUGGCUCUCGUGAGAGUAUCGUCGUCCUGGCGUCCUCCGUGAGCCAGUAUGAGGAUCUCAGGCGAUCUAUGAAAGAAAUGGUGGACCGGAGGUUGAGGAAUCACGGAAGGGUGGAUUGGGGAUUUAUGGAAGAGCUCUUGUUUUGCUAUUUGAACCUGAACGAGAGGAAGUCAUACAAGUUCAUCCUGAAUGCUUACGUGGAUUUGAUCAACGGUCUGCGUGAAACAUCACCAGUGAGAGCUCCGGCGACUGCGAAGCCAAGGAGUGUUCGCACAUUUAGGACAGGGAGGGAGAUCAAGAGGAAGGAGAAGAACGAAGACACGUUGCAAUUCGUGGAAUAG
Molecule: messenger RNA, 720 nt
Organism: Prosopis cineraria
Lineage: Eukaryota; Viridiplantae; Streptophyta; Magnoliopsida; Fabales; Fabaceae
Product: transcription repressor OFP14-like
Exons: 1
Coding region: 1-720 (239 amino acids)
Biological process (GO): negative regulation of DNA-templated transcription
Source: RefSeq, a predicted model, not a curated record